AUGACGAACGGAACUUCGAUAAACGACCGCAAGUCCAGAAAGCGAGAGCUCGAUCGUAAAGCGCAGCGAUUGGCUCGUCAGCGAACAAGAAGUCGUAUGGCCCACCUCGAAACAUUGGUGGCCAACUUUCAAGAGACUGACUCUGAUGCUCGCUUCUCAUCUCUGAACGAACAACUAUCCAAGUUGAUCGGCGAGCGAGACGGACUCAGAAAUCUUUUGGAGUCUCUUGACUUUACCAUCCGAAGUCAUCUUGACGAGGCCUCUGCGAAAAAGCCCUUGCUGUCCUCUGCGAUUCGCAAAGAUGGCGGAGCGCAGUCUUUGCGAAGCCGGCUAGAUGUGCCAGACUGGCAAGAAAUCCCUGGGAAUGAGGCUUUCGACACCGCUGCAUCAAUGAACAGCAGUGACGAUGUUCAGGCCUGGCAUGAUCCAGAGUCUCUAGAUUUGGAUUCUUCUCUAUUCCGGCUAUCUCCUCUAUUCCCGGACUUUCUCAGCACCAUGGUCCCCCAGAUUGGUCUACCAAAAUGCGAGUGUAUGCUCGGCACGAGGGUUAACAUUUGGCGCCAGUUCAAUCAUCUCUACCAGUCACUGGCCAACAUAGACCUAGCAGCGGAAGACCGAGAGAGCGAAGAUUCCAUCAUUCGCGCCGUGCUGUACGGGUGGAAUAGCGUCACUGCAGCGGCACGAGAGCUAAACACCUGCCGUAUGCUUCGUAGCAUAGACGAGCUUUCAGGGUUGAAAUCUAGUACCACCGAUCGGCUGGCCAUGUUGAGCUUGAUACGCCUUAUGCUAGUGAGCCAAAGGAGUCCAAGAAAAGCCGCGCUACCGCGUUGGCUCCAGGCCAGGCCAUCUCAGAACCUCCCCCAUGCAAUCGCCAUCGACUUUGUCUUCUGGUGCGAGACCCUUGCCAGCCCAGCCCAGCCCAGCCCCGCUCUGUCUGCUUCAUAG
This is a messenger RNA of Fusarium tjaetaba, 945 nucleotides long. RefSeq lists its product as uncharacterized. The record is from RefSeq and is a predicted model, not a curated record. The transcript is spliced from 2 exons. Bases 1 to 945 code for a protein of 314 amino acids. NCBI's taxonomy places the organism in Eukaryota, Fungi, Ascomycota, Sordariomycetes, Hypocreales, Nectriaceae.